AACGAUUCUACAAUGGCUCAAAAACUCCAAAUAAACCAACAAAUAGCCGAAAAACGCAAAAAGCACAACUUUGAAUUCGUACGGCGCCGGUGAGCCAUAGACCUACUGCUCUGCGACGGUCGACAGAGAUGAAGUUAAAGUAUCGGCGAUUCACUUGAAGGUGGAAGAAACAUAGCCGCUUCAGUUACCAUUAGAGCUUCUUCGAGUUUAUUGAGGAAAUUUUUGCAAUUAGGGUUUUAGGGUUUCUGGAAUACCAUGUCAACCGGCAAGCUGAAGGACGGGGAACGUCGGCUGGUGAUCCCAAUGCCUCCCAAACCAAAACCCGAAACGCAAUUGGCCACGACUGAGUCUAACGCGCUUGUGGAAUAUACGCCGCCGGUGAAGGAGGAGGAUGAAGAUUUGGAGGUCAAGCUUCGGAGAAUCAUCGAUAAUGUUCCUGUUCGUGUCAGCAACACGUCUGGCAGCUCUGCUGGUUCUGGUUCCGGUGAUUUUCACCAGUAUCGACAAAUGAGGCGAAAAGAGCAAGACAGACUUGCUAGAAUGGAUGUUGAUUAUCAAAAAAAGAAAGAAAUAGCCGAAUUCAAUAUGAGAAGGGAAGAGAGAAUGAAAGCUGCUGAGGAGCGUACUGCAAAGAAGCGCUUAAAACGCCAAAAGAAGAAGCAAAGAAGAAAAGAAAAGAGGAGCAAAAUGAAUUCAGGUGAAGAUGAGAAUCAGAAAGAAGAAUCCUCUGAUGAUGAAGGGGAUACAGAUAAGGGUGAGGAUGAAGCAACAUGACUGGAUCUUUCCUACCUGGAAUCGAAGUUUAAAGUUUGAACUUUUCACCCCAGGCCUUUCCAGAUGAGCAUCGAACCAGAUGACAGCCACGAGUUUGCAUACCUGACAUUUUGCUGGUUUGCAAUUCCUUAUGAGCCGUUGUAGUACCUGGAUCUGUUAGCUUUUGUGAUUUUAUUGCAGGUGAGGUUGGAAGAAUUGGAUCAUUUGAAUAUAAUUCUGCUAUCUUCCCACAGGACACCACACACUCUCUCUUUCAAUUGCAUGACAACCAACGUGUACGCAGAAUAUCUAAUACAUUACAUGUUGAACAGACAGAAUUUUAGUUGUCUGAGGGAUACUCGUGGAUGUCUAUUACUUAUUUAUAUUAACUUGUUGCUUAUGAUUUAUGAACGGAAGGGAUGUAAUUCUAAGAUGAGCAGAUAUGCAAAGUUAAAGAAAUGGGAUUCAAUCCUUUGGCCGACA
Cucumis melo (muskmelon) is the source of this 1236-nucleotide messenger RNA. RefSeq lists its product as uncharacterized. Gene Ontology annotation, molecular function: protein kinase binding; double-stranded RNA binding; protein kinase inhibitor activity. Gene Ontology annotation, cellular component: nucleolus. The record is from RefSeq and is a predicted model, not a curated record. Gene Ontology annotation, biological process: negative regulation of protein kinase activity. Bases 256 to 774 code for a protein of 172 amino acids. NCBI's taxonomy places the organism in Eukaryota, Viridiplantae, Streptophyta, Magnoliopsida, Cucurbitales, Cucurbitaceae. The transcript is spliced from 2 exons.